AUGACUGGAGAGACCCAGCAUGUUUACACCAUCGGCAAUACUGAGGCCGGCCCCAAAGACCCCGACAAGGACUUCGUCUUUGAAGGCUGUGGGGACAAGGACGGGAGGACGCUUGGUGGGGAGGGGACAUCUCCCUUCCCCAGCCCUAAGGACAAGGAGCCCCACAGCCAGCGGGAAGCCGUGAUCCGGCCCCAACAAGCGGGGAAGAUCGAUUUCAAAUCCCUCCAAUGCAAACCCAAGUUUGGCAAUGACUGGGGAGAGGUCCAGGGCAGCCCUCAGUCGCCCCCAGGGAAGGGUCGAGCCCGUGAGCGCAGCCGGCGCUCGGGGAAGGGCGAGCGGGGCCAGCACCAGCUCUACCGGCUCAGCAUCACCGGCACCCGGCCGAACCCCACCAUCGGCAUCGCCUACCCCCAGCAGAAGGUGACCCCCCCAAAGAAACCGGAGGUGAAUCACAGCCCCGCAGCCGGCAGCUACCGCUUCCAUGUGCCCAGCAUCCCCCAGCGUGAGGCUGAGCUCCGGCAAGAAGACGUCGGCUUUGGCCGCUGCUUCCCCGACACCACCGCCGGCCGUACCUCUGCCAACUAUACCUCACAGCCCGCUGGCCCCAAGGGGCAGCCCCCCACUGCCGGCAUCCCCCUCAAGAACCCCGGCACCAAUGGGCAGCUACAUUAUCUCGAGUUUCAGGCGAACAGAGCUGACUCCUGGAAUUCCCCGGAGAAGAGCUUCACCGGUGCUAGCUAUGGAAUCUCGAUGCAGAAGGCCAGCUCUUUCCCCGAGGGUGGCAAAGCCGGUACCCAUGGUUUGGGUGCUUUGCCAUGCCAAUAUCCCUUCCAGCUGCUGCAUGACUCGGGGAAGGAUACGUACGGCGGUGAUGCCGGGAGCCAGGAGUACGUGGACAGCUUGGGGAUCCCCACCGGCACGCUGGCUCACGGCACCUUCUCCUUCCACUCGUCCUCCAGAGAGUGGCAAGACGAGGCACUGAGUGGUGGCUCCUACGAGAGCCUGUCCCCUGAAGGCAGGCUGUAUACCUUACCCAUGCCGCCACCACCACCGUUCCUGCACCCACCACCGCCCCCGGCGGCCCCGCACCACGGCCCUUUGUCGUGCUGCAAGGGCAGGAGCGAGCAUCCCACCGACCCCAAUGGUGCUCUCUCGUCGUCUGGUGCUAUCGACCAAAAUCCAAGCACUUUCCAAGAAAACCCAACUGUUUUUCCGUCUAGUUUACACUCGCCUAGCAUGCCAAAGCCAGUCGGUCAGAGGCAAGCCUCGGUGAAAGACAGUGGCCCCAGCCCACGGCUGCUGGUCCAGAGCAGCCCCCUGAGAAGGAACAUGCCACCAAACUCUCUCUCCCAAGUGCACUUUCCGAGCAAAGCCUAUUGCGGUUCCCCCACGGGCAGCACCAGCGUGGGAUCCAUGCCUUUCGAGACCAACAUUCCCACUACGGCACCCACCCACCCCAGGCUUGUGCAAGCUUGGGAAGGUGCCACUAAGGCGUUUUCUCUCCUGGACCAGAAUUCAGCACCUUAUUCAAACCCUGUUGGAAACCAGUUCUCAUUCGAGUGCCAGCCUGGCCCCGAGCAGAGGCAGCACAGGCAGAAAAAUGCCAGGAUGCCUUGGCAGCAAAUCCACCUGGCUGCCGCAAUGCCCAGUCAAAACAGGCUCGAGCUGUCGAGGCAGAUCACCAGCCAGAAGCUCCCCUUCCCACUGAGCACAGCAGAGUGGCAGGGGAGUGGGAAAGCCCAGAAAGGCCCCCCCCUAAGUAACUCUCUGGGGUAUCACAGCAAAAAACUCUUGUCAGGAGAAAGCAUCGGGGUCCAGAGAGGAGACCCCAACUCAACAGGCACUUUCUCUUUGGAGAAUGGGAAGGAGCCAGGGUCCCCUGUCUGUGAUUCAAGAAGCAAAGCCCUCUUCUACAGCAUGGGUCAAGCAGGUCCUCCACCCCCAAGGAGCUCAUCAGGCUCAGCAUUGGUCCUGCCAUCAUCAGCCUUGGUGGCUGCUUCCCCCUGUGAGUCCCCACUGCCUUCCCCUGUCCCCAACCCCACCUGUGGCAGCACCUGCUCGUCGCUCUCCCCCAUGUCCAGCAGCCCACUCAACCCUGGUUUUGAAGACAGCCAGAUGUCUGGAACGCUGACCCCAUCCCCCUUCUUCCAGCAUCCCUGCCAUCCCAAGGACAGCAACAAAACCUUCCACCCCUCCAACGUCCUGAGUUCCAGCUCACUUCAUUACCACCCUCCAGACUCCGUCAAAUCCUUCCACUUCCCUCCUGAUGCCCUGAAGGAUGACAGCCUCCUGAAAUGUGCCCCGGCGAGCCCGUUCCACAAACCCAGCGCGGAGGUGGCCAAAGGAUGCUCAGAUGGUCUGGAUGGGGAGCAGCCUCCACCACCCUACUCCUCCCAUCACUUGCUGGCCAACUCACUCAGCAGCGCUAGUCUGGACCAGCUGGAUGUGCUCCUGACCUGUAAGCAGUGCGACCAGAACUACAGCAACCUCUCCUCCUUCCUGCAGCACCGCCAGUUCUGCACCUCCCAUCCUGCUCCCCAGGGAGAAGGCAAGGAUGCUCCUCGGGCAGAUGAGGGGCAGAAAGCUCUCUCCCCAGAGCCCCUCAAACCUCCCAGCCUGGGGCUCUCUUCAGACCCUCAUUUCUUGACAUUAAACAAGAGUGAUGACUUCUUGCUGGAUGGAGAGAGCAAAAGCGAGGGCAAGGAAGAUGCUCUGAAGGGCAACCUCUUCAACGGCCUCACCGCCAGCUCCCUGCCACUCACUGCCUCAGACCUGGACAUCGAUGAUGCCAAGCUGGACAGCCUGAUCACCGAAGCCCUCAACGGCCUGGGCUACCAGUCAGAUAACCCUGAGAUUGACAGCAGCUUCAUAGAUGUCUUUGCUGACGAGGAGCUGACAGGCUUGAAGGCAGCUGGCGGUGGGAUGUCCCACAAGGUGAAGGAAGCUCUGGUCAUGGAAAGCAAAUCAAAGCAGGCAGCAGCAGAGGAGAAGGCAGCAGGACAGCCCAAGGCUGACUGUUUUUAUGAUGAUGACCAUGAAGCUGGGGAGCAGGAGAAGAGAGGAACAGGAAAACAGCACCUUCAUAAUGGGAGGACAGCACAGAGGUUGAAAGCCAAGGAGCUGGAUCUUGAAGCAGCAGAAGCUCAGAGGAUGGGCAGGCUGAGGACAGGCAGGAAGAACAGCAUCCCACCAACCACCACCUCUUCCAAGUCCACCUCCAGCCAAAAGCAUUCCAGGAAGCUAGGCCAGGAGCCCUCACCGAAGAGUGAGGUGGAGCCAGCUGUUGCCACCAAGAGUUCCAAGCCACCUCGGUUCUCCAUGAAGGAGGUGAAGAAGAGGAAACCCCGAAGUGGGACCUGGAGCAAGGAACUCAUUCACAAGAUCGUGCAGCAGAAGAACAAGCUCCACAAACUGCAGGUGAAGAGCAGCAGGCAGGCGCAGUUCCCUCAGGUCACCGAGAGGUGGAUGCCAGCUGCAAAGGAGGGCAGGUUUCAGGAGUAUGACUACAUCUCCGACUCGGAUGAUGAUGGGGCAGAGUGCAGCAAGCUCCAGGGGAGGAAGAAGCGUGGCACAGGAUUCAUCAGGAGGACCAAACGCAGCUUUAGCAAGAAACGCCCAGCGAGAACUGAGAGAGGCAAAGAGAAAGACCCAGCCUGGAGCUACAGUUGGAAAAGAGAUGGUCACAAAAGGGACACACAGGACCACGGUGGGGUCCCAAGCCAGGAAGAUGCUGAGAGAGAUGAUUGUGCCACCAGAGCCCGAAGACGGAGCAGCCAGUCAUCUACUGGCAGCAACCACAGUGGCAGCGUGCCCAGCGAGAUGGGCACCAGCCCACCCUGUGCAGAUGGGGCUGCCUCAGGCAGUGAGAAUGGAGGCAUGCAGAGGAGGAGGAGGUCGGGCAGCCUACCAAGGACUCCACUCAGCCUUCUGGGGGACAGGAGCCCAAAGAAGAGCCAAAAGAGCAAAAAGGACUUUUCCAGGGGGAGCAAGCAGUUUGGCACAGCCAGACCCUUGCUAGUAGGCUCCAGGACAUGCCCAAGUACUGAACCAGACAUUUCUGUGAGGGACUGUGCAAAAGAGGAGCAGUUACCACAGCCCCAAGAAGAGCAGCUGCCUGGCAUGGCCACCUUGGGCAGGAGCCCCAUCAGGGUCUCCUGUGAGGAUGGAGCAGAAGAACCCAAAGAAGCAGCAAAGCACAUAGAUGAGGCAGGAGACCCCACCCCAGAAGCUCAGGGCUCACCUGAGCUCACCAUGGUCAACCAGAGGCAUCAGUUUGCCCCUUUCAUGAGCAAUGGACUGAAAUACCAUGGAGAAGAGCUAAUUGCUCCAUCCCAUGGUGGUAAUGAAGCUAGUUCUGGCAAUGUGAGUGAUGCCCUCUCAGAAGCGGGCAUCAAAUACGUGAAGGCACAUGGGCUCUGUGAUGGUCAGAAGGACUAUCCUGCACCAGUGGCCCCAUAUGGGGGCGAUGCUGCAGGGAUGAUGCUCACUGCCAAGAUUCCAAAUCCAUACACCAACACCACCAACCCCACAUUUUUUGAUCCCAAAGGCCUUCCCGGUCACUACGAUGAUAACCUCUUCUCAAAGCCCCCAGCCUUGGGCUCUUCACACAUGGAUGAUGUGUACUUAUGCCGGGAUGACAUCAGCACCAGCUUCUUUGAGCAGAAGCAUGCCAGCAUCUCCCCUUACACCACAGAAACACCGCAGGCCAAGGUCUCCUCUCCUCUCAGCUUUGAUUCCUCUUCGAUAUUUGGGGAGCUUCCCGUGGGCGAGUUCGAUCCACCGCUGUAUGAGAGCGUUCCUGCCAGCAAGGACAGCUAUGUGACAACGUUCACCUGUGCCCCCAGCUCCCCCAGCAAGCCACUGCCAUUCGAGCAGCCCUACCCACCCUUCAUGCCAGAGAAAGACUGGUCCCUCAUGGAGGAAGUGGCUCCAGUGCUACCAGAAGACAUGACUCAGUUCCACAGCCUUUCGGUGGAGAAGCCACCAGCCAAGAAAUUCCCCGAGGAAGGACCUGUCCCCAGCAGCCAGCUCUCCCUGCCACUGACAGACAGGGUGACAGAUUAUAAUGUGGCUUUCAUGAACAACAGCUCAGAUGACGAGCUGGAGAUCAAGCGGUUAGUCACCGAGCUGGAAAGUCAGCUGCAAACCAGCAAGCUGGAUAACGAGCCCCCUCCCACCCUUCAGAAACCCCAGCAACACGCUGCUGCCCACCUGCAAAGACAGGCAGCUGAGCAGUUCCCAGCACUGCCAGCCAAGCAAGAGACAGGCCAGGACAAGGGACUGCUUUUGGGAGAUGAGCUGGGAAGUCCAGGCCUCUGUGCAGGGCAGAGGCUGAGAGGUGAGAAGCCAAACACCAUGAGUGGCUGUGAGGACUACAAGAGACCCAGGGAGCCUUGGCCCAGCCCAGUGGAGCUGGGCUCACUGGAGGUGGGGAUGUGCACAGCAGCCCCUCUCACAGUGGACCAUUUCUGCUCCAAGGAUGGUGCUCAGCAGCUCCAAGGCAUUGUGGCUGCUGAGGAAGGUGACUCUGGAAAGCCAGUACACGGGUCUUCCUCCAAAAGCCUGCCAGGCUCACACACACCAGACCAAACAGAGACUCCCAUCUACACAGACUCCGUGACAAAAAGCCCUUCUGCUGUCCUUGACUCUGUGUUCCCCAAAACUCUGGAGGCACCUGAAGCAACCAAAGAUCCUCUGCCAUCCCUGCCAUGCCAACACAAUGCUAAGAGCUUCCCAGUGCCAGGGAAAGCUGAUGAAAGCUUCGCUGAUGCUGCCGAGCCGGAGAAGUUUGAUGGCUGCCCUCCAAACCAUAAGCCUGAAUUUGGCUCUCAGCAGCACCCUAACCCAGCUGUAGAUCUUGCCUUUUCACCUCAUAUCAAAGAGGUUCCAGAUACAGAAGAAAGACACUUAAGCAAGCCAGAGUCACCCAAGAUGGCAAAAAGCACUGUGGACUUCAGAGGGGAUGGUGGUGGCUCUGCAUUGAUGGAAGACACAGAGGAGAGGAAGAGCCCCACCACCUGCCCAGACCCUGGACCUGGUGACAAAGCCAAGCCAAAAGUGCUUCUGUUGGAUGUGUUGAGUCUGCCCAAGGAGAGCGACAGCAGCUCCCAGAAGGGGGUGGCAUCCCAGGAGACAUCUGCCAACCCUCUGCAGCAGCUCCAGCUCUUUGUUGCCCGCACAGUGAAGAGCAACGAGGAGGAGCUGUUGAUGCCAUGCUUCCCCGUGCUGCUGGCUCCCUCUGCCACUGCCCGCAUCCAGCCAGAGCAGAAAGAGGAGGGCGGAGCUGCCACAGAAGGGGAAAAUCAGACAUGUUGCCCUGCCCAAGGGGAAGAGAAUAUACCUGUUGGAGACAACACAGACAAUACUGCUACCCCAGCAAAAGAUGCUGAGCUUUUCUCUAGUGGACAUGAGCAGCUGGAGUCCUUUGGUGUGAUGGGUUCUUGUGGUGCAAAACAAUCCACGUUCUCCAAGCUGGAGUUACAAAACCAUGCAAGGGAGCUGCAGCACUUAUCAAAUGAAGAGGUGGAGCUGAGUGACAUUAAUAUCCGUGCAGAUGGUGCUUCCCGAGAGCAGAAUUACCUCCUGCCACUCAAAAACACAGCGGUGACCCCACUGCUGGGGCAAGGGAAGAAAGCUGAUCAGCUGCUGGAAGAGCAGGAGCAAGGGAAAAACCAAACGACCUUGGCAUUUCAAAACCAUCAGAGAUCCCUUGCAAGCAGGAGUUUGCUGGAGAGAGAAACCCUGAGCAGCUCAGCAGCAGAGGGUCUGGAAGGGAAUCAAGUGGAGCAAGGGACACAGCCCCAGGGCAGUGCUCCUGCAAGUCCCACCAGCCCCUCAGGUCACUCCAAGGAGGCUCUCCACCAAGAUCACUGCUUGGUGCUGGAGACAAAACCCAGAGCAGUCAACAUGAAGGUUCCCAGAGAAGGAAAUGGCAAGAAGUCCCUCAGUGGCUGUCACUGCAUGGGUGAAUCUUCAGCCACCCUUCCCUUGCUGACCAAUUCUUCUCACCCCAAGUGCUUGCAAAGUGGUGGGGCUGAGGGAGAAGAGGUGUCCAGCUUCAACACUCAGCUCUCAGAUGAGAAGAAAUAUGAUGUAUCCCUGCUCAACACAUCAAGUUCAUACAUCACCAAGACAUGUCCUCCUGAGGUCAACAACCAGCACAUCCAUCACCUCUCCAUGAGCACAGGAGAACAAGGGGUAGGGAAAAGGGCACCCACCUUUCCUCCCUCACUGCUUCACUGCAGGGCCAUGCCAAGGGAAGUGAAUAAGGAUGGUCACCAUCACCACCCCGAUGGCAUUUUGGGUAACUACAGACCACCUGAAAGGGAAGGAGCAGUAAGACCCUGCACUCUGCUGCCUGCUGAUGGUCUGGUGGGCUCUGAUUUGGAGAUGGAUGGUCCCCAGAAUGCACAUGGGGAGGACUGCACUCUUCCUUGCUCACCACCUUUCAACCACAAAGGUGUUUUGAAGGAGGUACCUGAAAGUGUUGAUUCUGUGCUGUCAAGUUCUCAUUUUAAAGAAAGUCAAGCAUGCACCAUCACAGAUACAGUCAAUAGCUCCAUUCCUCCAGAAGCCAAAGAUGACCCAAUACAACCCAUGACAGAUCUUCUGCUGAUCAGAGAAGGAGAAGUAAACCUGAAUCAAGAGUACAAGCUUGAAAGCUGCUCUGAUAAUGGAGAUCAUCAACAAGGUGAACCAGAAGGUUUUUCCAAUGGCUUUGUUGCUCAGCAGGUGCCAGCAGCUGCUGGCAGAGGUCUUACAAGGAUUAGAGACCUUGAUCCUGGCCACAAGUUUUCAGAGGCAGCAGAGAUGAGACUUGGUCUUUCCAUAACCACAGAGAGCAGAGAAAAGAGUUUAAAAGGGGAGAAACCCAAAAGCCAUGGGGCUAGAGAAGCUGGGAGUUGUGUGUUGAACAGUGUGUGCCAAGGAGAGGACAACACACCUAACAGCACUCCAAACCCUUCCCAAAAUGACCUUCAGAAAGAAAAGAAGCCAAACGGGCUCCCGGUGACCUGUGACAUUUGUUCAGCCACUUUCCGGUCCAAGCCUGGCCUGACCAGGCACAAAGCUGUCAAGCACCAGGUGAAGAAUGGCAACAUACUGCAGCACAACAAGACUCCCAGGUCCACCUUGAGUCCUACAGACAAGACAUCAAAAACAGCCCACAAGGUGCCUAGGAGGAGCCUGAAGGCUCUGGUCAAAGGCAAAACCUGUAGCUCUCAGAUGCUGACCACCAGUGUUGAACAUGUGCCCAAGGAAGCAUGCCCAGGCUUGGAGAAAGAGCCUAGCACACAGAUGCAAGACGUGGUCAGCAGAGUGCUCAGUGACCUCAGUGUGAUCUCCUUCGAGAUGUCCCAGGAGAUGCACCACACACAUGUUCUGAAGAGGGAGAUGAAGGCAAGAGGACCACACUCAGAGACAAGGAGAACAGGCGAGGUGGUGGCUGGGAACCUGAACUCUGCCAAGAAGGGAGAAAAGGGCAGAAGAAACCAAAGCAAAGAUCCUGUAGAAGCAGACAACAGUUCUGAGAAGAAGCUAAACAGGAAAGUGAGACGAAGGAAAGCAAAAGUGUUUCCCAGCAGAAAGGAGCCUGAUGGUCCAUGUGAGGUGGAGAAGAAUGGAGGUCCUCCUGCUGCUGUGCUCAGCUCCAGUCUGCCUGGGAUCGUGGAGGGCUUCUAUGAGCCAGGCGGUUGCAUCUCGAAAGAGGAGCAAAAUAUGUCAAACUCAUCCCAGCACUCUCAGAAAGCUGAACAGUCUCCCUGUGCAGCUGAGCUUGCAGAGGACCUGGGCAAUGAAACGGUGUCUUCAGAGGAGGUCAUCAUCAAAGAGUCAGUAACAAGCAUGAUCACCUGCCCCAGGGAGGUGGAAGAUUCAAACAGAGUUGAAGACACACAGGCUUGCAAAAACUGGGUUAGAGGGUUCGUGAAGCAAGUGGAGAAGGGACCGGGCAAGGUAGACAAAGAGCAGCAGCAUGGUGUCGAUGCUGCAGAAGAUACGGGUGCUGAGGCAGGAGAAGGUCCUGUGGCAGGCAGUAGUGCUGGGAACCAGAGUGUUGUCCCACAGGGUCCCGCAGCUCCUGCUGAAGGUGAUCUGCUGCUGGAAACGUGUGAUUCUGAAACCAUGCAGAAGUUUCCUGGGCAAGGUGCUCUGCAGACCACACCAAGGACCAGCCCCGCUUCUGCUGAGCCCAAGCACUGGGUGAAGGCGGACGUGUCACCGGGCAGAGAACGCUGCACAGAGAGCGCAGCUGUCUCGGACCUCCAGAGCUUGUUUGACGAUGACUCCACAUUCUCCCAGCUGUUCCCUCGGGACGAGCAGUUUGUCCGCAGGAAGUGCACUCGGGUCUAUGGGAAGCGCAGCAAGAAACCCAAGCCCACUGCCGAGGCGACCCUCCAGCCAGCAGGUGCUGCUGACCUCUUCACAAUCCGGUUAGCUUCUGACCUCAGCGAAACCAAUGCCUUCUGUGUCACCAGGGAGGACCCUUGUGAAUAUGAAACCAUCUCUGUUGACGAUGCCUUAAUGCUGAACAUGUGUCAUGGCAGCAAGGUGAAGAGUGGAGAUGCUGCUUCCGGUGAAUCUAAAAGCGUUGUACCAAGGUCAGACCGUGAGAAGAGCGACCGAGGGAAGGAGGACAUUGACUUAGAAGACAACAUGCUAACCUUCUUGUGCCAAAACAGUCAAAUGGACAACGUCCCCAGCUUGAACAUCUGGGGGAGUCUGGAGAAGGAGGGAGGAAAUCUCUCUGCUGAGGACAUGUUUGAGCCUCUGAUGGACCUUGAGGAUGAGCACUCACUCAGAGAAGCAAUCUCCGAUCCCCCUGACCUGGCUGAGGAGCCAGGCAAUGCUAAUGAAGAUUCAGACUCCUCCGAAUUCCAUACCAUAGACAUCGAGAUGCUGAAUGCAAAGCUGAAGAUGAGAGACAUGUGCUUCUUCGGCCCUUGUGAAGAUCUUCCUGGCCACGGUGAGGAGGAUGCUGUGAGUUUCAAGCCAAAGCCAAACCAUCACAGCAAGCACAGAAGUAAGCCGGAAGAUGGGAAAGUGGGGAAAAACCGUAGUGAGAUAACCAUCAAGACCAAAGACAAGCAGUACAAAUGCAAAGUCUGCUUCCAGUGGUUCCUGACAUUAGGGGAGCUGGACUUCCACAAGCUCUCUCAUAAUCCUUCCCCUCCACCCACCUGCUACAUGUGUGUCCAGCGCAAAUUCAGCUCCCGGGAGCAGCUGAGGGACCACCUGAAGGAGAAGCACGCCAAAAACAAAGCCGGUCUGUGGGCUUGUGGGAUGUGCCUGAAGGAGAUCUCUGACGUCUGGAUGUACAAUGAGCACCUCCGGGAGCACGCCACCCAGUUUGCUCGCAAGGGGCAGGCGCAGAAGUCUGUGAUGGGUCUGCCAGCCUGCUUUGCUGAGGACAACGCUGCUGUCACCCACUUCCUCAACACCAUCAUGUAUCGGAAGCCCGGCAGGUCCUCCCGGCACGCCGAGCCCAGCAGCAAGCAUGUAGCCAGCAGAGAGAGCAAGAGCCCCAGGGAGCCAUCCCUUGAGCAGGAGGCCAAGGUGAUGAAAGACCCCUUGGAAAGCAGCAUCAAGCUCAAGCCACCUGCACCCAGCUCCUCAAAAGCAUCUGCCGUUCCAUCUCCAGAGCAUGUGGCAAAGAGCGAAGGCACCCCAAAAUCUGUCCCCAUGCACCCAGACUGCAAGGACCCUUCCAGAGACUGCCAUCACUGCGGCAAGCAGUUUCCCAAGCCCUUCAAGCUCCAGCGGCACCUAGUCGUCCACAGUUUACAGAAGAUUUACUUGUGCCACAAGUGUCCUAUGUUCUACCAGGAGACCAAAGAGCUUCGAAACCACCUCAGCCAGGAGCACGGCAUCGUGGAGGAGCAGGAGAUCAAGCACACCACCCUGUACACCUGUGAGCUCUGCGCUGAUGUCAUGCAUGUUAUCAAGAAGUCCUUCAUCUGCAGCAUGUGCAACUACACCUUCUCCAAGAAGGAGCAGUAUGACCGGCACAUGGAGAAGCACUUGGCAGGAAGCAACAAGACUUUCAAAUUUAGAGGGGUCAUGAGGCCUGGUGUUGCCUCCAAGGAAGGCAGGGAGAAGGUGAAAGAGGACAGCUCUCUCCAGGAGGGCAUGCCACCAAGCAAGAAAAGGAAAGUUAUUCACCGCAGCAGCUCACUCCCACACAGCUCACCAGUCCUCCUGGACCACACUAGUGACCUUCAGCUGGUAGAGACUGCAAGCCCCAGCCUGCAGGCUCCCACUGACUCCUUCCCUACAACUCCUGGUGACCCAGGAGAACCUCAACCAUCUGUGAAAACAGAAGACCUGGUGGGCGACUUCUCUGAUCUCCUGGCAGAGAUGGAGAAAUCCCAGUUCGACCCCCUGCCUCCACCACCCUGCCUGUCCCCAUCUUUGCCACAGGCUGCAGCAAGAAGCCCAGAGCUCAGCCACAUUGCUGCCCUGUCUAUGGAGGAGCUGGAGAAAGGAGCAUUUGAUGGGAAACCACUUCCUUUCUUAGACUCACCUGAGUUUACCAUUGACCUUGCUGGGUUGGCUUGUAACCAGGCCACAGAGCAAAAGCUGUCUCCUCCACACCUGACUGAGAAACGUGGCUAUGCUGAUGCCCAAAAAAGAACAAGUGCACACAAUGAUGGUGAAUAUGUAGCAGAUAUCCUAGAAAAUCCCAGUGCAGCCACCAACACUAUGGACAGGAUUCCGUUUCUCCAGCUUGCCAAGAAGGCCUCAGAACUUCCUUCCCUACAGGCAGAGGCUCCACCAGCCAAGGAGACCCAUAGAUGGGGCAACACUAGUGCCAGCAAUGCCUCUUCUUGGGACGGUGCAUCUAAGACCACAUCUCCAGAAGCUGCACACCCACCCCUGCCCCUGAAGGAGAAGAUGGCAUCACCCAUGCUGAACAGGGCUGCCAAAGAUCCAGUCCUGCAGAAGAAGACCGUGGGGAGCCAGCCCAGCAGCGAGGCUGGUGUGGGCAGCCCAGCUGGGAGCACUGAGGACAGUCAGCAACCCAUCCUGGGGAGGGAGAAAGUCGUGUCUGAGGUGAAGGAUAGUAGCACUAACACCAAGGACCAAGGUGGCAACCCAAGCAAAUCCACCAGUCACCAGCCCAGAAGUGAGGUGGCCAACAACACCAUGAGAUACAGCCAUGUGGAGCCAAGCAAAGCCACCAGUAAGCUUCACCCUAAAAGGAGGAAAGAGCACAAGUCCCUGAGCCACCGCAGCAGUUCCAGGGAGAACAUGGAGGGAGAUGGGAAAAAGAAAAAAGCCCGGCCCCCGUGCCCAGGGAGGAGUGAGAGCGCCGGUGAGCUCAAAUGCACCAGCUGGAGCAACGCCGAAGCUUCUGCCCUCUCCCCGGGGAGGAAAGAGACGCACUGCAACAAACUGGUACCCAAGCCCAAAACAGGCACCCAGCUGAAGAAGAUGGUCCUGGACUCUUACAACCAGAAGAAGGGGGAGCUGCGUCAUGCCAACGGGGACGUGAAACGCAGGAAGGCCAUCCUGGGGAAGAGCCUCCACCAAGUGUUGGCCAAAGGGCCGGCGUCAUCCCCGCGUGGCUCCUUGCACAGCCCGCGUGCCACCCGGGGCGCCAAGCCGGCCGCCUCCGCCACUUACCGCACCGCCGAGUCCCAGAACAACCUGCUCAGCCAACUCUUUGGGCAAAAAUUAACUAGCUUUAAAAUUCCUUUAAGGAGAGAGACUUCAGAGUAAUUUAUGGAAGUGACUUCUGGUGAU
Dryobates pubescens (Downy woodpecker) is the source of this 12741-nucleotide messenger RNA. RefSeq names its product zinc finger protein 469 (gene ZNF469). NCBI's taxonomy places the organism in Eukaryota, Metazoa, Chordata, Aves, Piciformes, Picidae. The coding region runs from base 1 to 12717 and encodes 4238 amino acids. The transcript has a single exon. The record is from RefSeq and is a predicted model, not a curated record.